This is a messenger RNA of Tetrahymena thermophila SB210, 2313 nucleotides long. Its product is annotated as AMP-binding enzyme family protein. The record is from RefSeq and is a predicted model, not a curated record. The transcript has 3 exons. Lineage: Eukaryota; Ciliophora; Oligohymenophorea; Hymenostomatida; Tetrahymenidae.
AUGAAUUUCAAAAGUUUGGAUUUAUUUUCAACCCCUUUUCUUUUUUAUACUGAAAAUCAACACCUAAAAAAAGGAACUUAUUUAGGAUCUGCAUUAUCUAUUAUCGUAUUCGGCUUAGUUUUUUCGUACUUUGUUUAUUUAACUAACUAGUAUAUUAGCAAUUAGAUUGAUCCUAAGUUUAGAUCACAAAGUUUUAUUACAGAAGAACUUACCUCGAUCGAUUUGCAUGAAGAUUUAGUUGGAUUUAGGUUCGAAUACUAGGCUAGUAAGAGUAUAGACUAGCUUUAAGCUAUGCAGAAUAAAACUUAUUUAGUGUAUUAUGCAGUUUCUAGCUAUUCAAAUAAAGGUAACCUAAAUCUAACUACUUUAGAUAUAAUUGAAUGCAAAAAUCCCAGAUUAGCAGGAUACAAUUGUCUAGACUUUUCUAAUUUAUCUAAUUCUACAUUAUUUUUAAGUGCUAAGGAUAAUAUUCUCAAUUCUCUACUGAUUAUUGUUUAUGGAUGCUAUGACUUAGAUGAAAUAAAGACAGUAAUUCCUGAUAAUUGUGCUAGUUAAGAAGAAAUAAACAAUAUAAUUAACGGAAACAGUGCAGGAUUACGCUUAAAACUUUACACUUCUUAGUAUAAUACAACUUCUUUGUAGAAUUAAGUUAAUUUUAGACAUAUUUAUAUUCCAACUGUGACAAAUUCAUUUAUAAUGUAAACUCUCAACAUAUAAAAGUAAGAAACAUCAGUCACAUAAGGUUAUAUACUAUAAUCUAAGUCUUUUUAUUCUUCUCCUGUUUAGUACACACCUCAAAGCUAAAUCUUUAGCUAAAUUAAUGUUACUUAAAUAGAAGUAAUAUUAUAAAUGGACGAAAUCGUUCAAAGAGUAUCUGUAGAAUAUCCGUAUUUUCCAGAGAUAUUAGCUCUUGUAAAUAGCACUUUCGCUUUGCUUAUGACUCUAGGCGUAAUAGGUAGACAUUUUGCAUAAAAAUUAAUGUUGAAAGAAUUUCUCCUUCUUUACAUUUAGAAUAUGUACUAAGAUGUUUUUGAAUAGAUUCUACCAAAAGAAAAGCUUGUAGAUGUAUAAAAUACUCAAGGAUUGGAUACUUUAAAUUAAAUAUUUUAAGAAUAAAAAUUAGAUGAAAAAUAAGGUUUAGAAUCAGUUGCAAUUCCAACCAUCAAACCAAAAUUUAAAGAUAGUAUAGAAAAAAGCUAGACUAUAAAAUAAUAAGAUAUAAUAUUAAGCUUAAAUAGUAAAUGCAAAAAUAAUGAAAAGACACAAAACUCAGCUAAGCACACAUUAGAAUCUUCAAGUAUAGAAGAAUAUAAUUUUUCAGCUAAAGAAUAUGUUUCUUAAAAAAAUAAUUUUUCCUAAAAUAAAUUAAAAUAAUGUUAAGAUAUGAAUAGUAAACAAAUUCUUACUUAGUUUAAAGCAAAAAUAAAUUAAAGAUAAAAAUAUUCAAAUUAAAAAGACUUUGAACUUUUAAAUACAAACAACUUUUCCUCUCAAUCUUCUUUUUAGAACACUAAAAAUACCUCGAUUUUUGAUUAAAAUAAUAUUUUGUCCUUCGACUAAAUGAAUACUUUAAAAUUAUAACAAAAAAAUAAUUCUUUGCAAGAAAAAUAAAGUUUAUCAAAGUCGCAACAAACAUAAUUUCCAUUUAAAUUAGAAUAAAAAAAUGGCAUUUAAUACCUUAAAUAAACAAAUAACCAUUAAGCAAUUUAAAAAACUGAUUCAUAGAAUAAUUUAUCAAAAUAAAAUUUUCAUAGGAGCUCUUUUAAAACAUUUUAAAUGCCUUAAUUAGUAGAUUAUUUAACAAAAAAGCUGAAAGCAAUAUAAGAUAUUAAUAAACUAAAAUAGGUUUAUGAAAAGAUUUUUAGAAAUAGUAUAUCAAUUAAAUCAUUGCACCCGAAGCAAAUAUGGUUAAAAUUAUGUGGAAAAUAAAAAAUUGACAUUUUAGAAUAGGUCAAAAAUACUAUUUAAUAAUAAGUUAUUAAAAGCUUAAAUAUUUUUGAGUUGUACAAGGAUGUUAUUUUAUUGAAAAAAGCACUUAUGGUUCUUCUUAGUAAGGAUCAACUCGCAGCAGUAAGAUUAAUAGGCUAUUAAUAUGACAAUUGCAACCAACACGAUUUUUAAAACAAUUUGAUUUAUGAUGAUAAUCAAAAAAAAGAGAAAAAUUAUUUUGAAAAGCAAGUCAACAUUCUUAAUUCUGACAAAUUAUAAUAAAAAUAUUUGAAUAAAUUUUUAAAAAGACUUCAUAAUCAGACAGACAUAUCUGAAUUAGAUUUUAGGAUCAUCUAAUCAAUUAAUAAAAAUUAAUUAGUUUGA